AUGUCUUUUUUCUUCAGGCAAGAUCGAGACUCCGGAAAAGACGGGAUGGAUGAGUCUCAUCAAAUACGCACGCCCGAAGAGGCCGUGGCCAGAAUCGCCUACCUCUCUAGCGACGUCAUCCUGUCCGUCCAGCCGUCGUUGGCCACCGACUCGGCCUUCUCAUCUCACCUCAAACGAUACGCCAGACGCAACGACCGUGGGCUGGUUGCCUCUGGCCCAGAUGCCGUACCAGAGAUCCAAUCAAUCCGUCAGAAUGCUGACCCGCUACUCUCCGUGUAUACGCCGGUUCGCUCGGGCAAGUUGGUAUCCAUUACUGCGACGUCGACCAUUCUGUUACCUGCAGUCUCCCAUCUCUAUAAGCUGGUCAACUACCCUGUUGUCCUCCAUGUAUCGUUGCAGCGACGGCAACAUGCGGACUACUCGCCUAUUACAGCCAUUCGAAACGCAGGCUGGACGUUCUUGCAGUCCGAGACUUUGCAAGAGGCCCAAGAUAUGGCCAUGACCGCCCAUGCGUUGGCUGUGCGCACGGGCAAGGCUGUGCUUCACUUUUUUGCGCCAGAAACGUCUGCUGCUGACGAGCCCAUAGCGAUUGAGGAUACAACUGUCUUGAGGGAUGUUCUGGACAUUGAGAGUGUCCGCCGCUUUCAAGCUGGUCGAGUUUCCACGGCAGGCAUCUACGCAGACGAUGGCCACGUUGCCGUCUCAUCUGAUCGCCCAGAAACCGUCGUCAACGGUAAUGGCGGCAGGAAUGCUCCAGUACAGCCGCCGCCCAGCGCGGAUGCCUCUAAAGUCACCUCGGCCGGCACUUCUAUCAAGUCCAGCGAGGCGUCUACCCCCAUUGCGCCUUCUUCUGUAGCAACCACGGUAGAGGCAGUGCCGCCUCAGGUAACUUCAGAAGACAUAUAUAUCUGCGCCGCCCGCGUCUGGUCUCAGAUAAAGAAUGCACUGGGUAGAGGAUAUGCCGCGUUCGAAUACACAGGCCCUCGCAAAGCCGAACACUGUUUGCUCAUAUUCGGUUCGAACACAGCUUCUUUUGCAGAAACGGUGGAUAACGCCAAGGCGGACGAAGUAUUUGCCAAUGUGGGCAUUUUGACCCCUCGCCUAUAUCGUCCAUGGAUUGGCUCGAAACUUGUCGAGUCUAUUCCCGCCACCGUCAAACGGAUAGCUGUUCUUGAACAAGUCCACAGAGCAACUACGAGAUGGGGGCCCGUCUUAGUUGAUGUUCUGUCAUCCGUUAAUCGCGGCCCCGGUGGCGUGCAGGUUAUAGUCGGGUACCAAUUAGGAUACAUCACACCUGAAACAACGACGCAAGCCCUGAGAGGCAUUAUUCAGAAUUUGACACUGGAAAAGCCUGUCCAGAAUCUAGAGGUCGGAGUUAAGGCAGCAUCGGAGCACCCUGCUGAAUAUCGCUUGAAUAGACCACAACUCGAGACGGCUUAUUCCAAGAUCCUAGAUCAACUUUUUGGAAACAGGGCUUAUAUUUCUAAUGCUCUGACAUCUAGCAACACAGGCGUUUCUGAGUCUAUUUCAGCUAGCCCCGAGUUUGGCUUUGGGUCACUCUUGGCGCGGAAAGAAUACCGAAGCAAGUUCAUUUCCGAAGUCAAGGAUGCAGCAAGCCAUGGGACCUUCAAAUCAGAUGAGCCAAAGAGUUGGCUGGCUCGAUGGGCCAUGCAUGCUAAUGAUGGGCCCAAAGCGGCGGAUAUCGGCGAAGAUGUCAUUGCAAGACUGGAAGCUGAUGGCUCUCCUCUCGCCCAAAAGCUCCUCGCCAGAAGCGGUCUUUUCCGCAAAGAAUCCCUGUGGCUGAUGGGCUCAGACGCAUGGGCAUAUGACUUAGGAAACUCUGGAGUUCAUCAUGUCCUCGCAUCUGGCGAAAAUAUCAACAUGCUCAUCAUCGAUUCUACGCCUUUUUCGGAAAAGUCUGCGGCUGACUCUAACCGAAGAAAGAAGGAUAUAGGUCUAUAUGCCAUGAACUUUGGCAAUGUUUAUGUGGCAUCGACUGCUGUGUAUAGCUCGUACACCCAAGUACUUCAGGCAUUGCUCGAGGCGGACAGGUUCAAUGGCCCUGCGGUUGUUUUGGCUUAUCUCCCCUACUUUGGCGAAUCUGACUCUCCACUCACCGUCCUUCAAGAAACGAAGAAGGCUGUAGAUGUUGGCUACUGGCCUCUGUAUCGAUGGAACCCGGACAAUGAAAUUAACGGCGAGCCAAAUUUCUCCCUGGACUCGGAAUUGGUGAAGCAGGAAUUGAAAACGUUUUUGGCUAGGGAUAAUCAACUCACCCAGCUCAUGAAGAAAGAACCCAAGUUCGCUGCAAGUUUGGCGCAAGAUUUCGGAAUCGAGGUACGGGCCCAGCAAAAGAGAAAAGCCAAGGACGCGUACAACCAAUUACUGGAAGGCCUUCUCGGCGCACCGCUUACUAUUCUUUUUGCUUCUGACAACGGGAGUGCUGCUUCUGUGGCCAAGCGUCUCGGCAAUCGAGGGAGGGCACGUGGAUUAAAAACGACGGUGCUGGCUAUGGAGGAUUACCCCCUCGAGGAUCUUCCCCGGGAGGAGAACAUAGUCUUUAUAACGUCCACUGCUGGCCAGGGCGAGUUUCCCCAAAAUGGCUUGCCGUUCUGGGACGGCAUCAAAGACAAGACAGAUUUGGAUCUUGCGACAGUCAACUUCUCUGUGUUUGGCCUGGGCGACAGUCACUACUGGCCUCGAAAAGAAGACAAGAUUUACUAUAACAAGCCUGCGAAGGAUCUCGAUCGCGUCCUGAGCAAGCUUGGAGGCAAUCGCUUCGUUGAUGUUGGCCUCGGUGAUGACCAGGAUCCUGACGGUUUUCGAACUGGCUACCAGGUAUGGGAACCCAAACUUUGGCAGGCAUUAGGAGUAGACAACGUUGAGGGACUGCCCGAAGAGCCGCCGCCGAUCACAAACGAGGACAUUAAGAUCGGAUCAAACUAUUUGCGGGGCACAAUUUUAGAAGGUCUCCGGGAUACCUCUACUGGUGCCAUCUCCGCUUCUGACCAACAAUUGACCAAGUUUCAUGGUACUUAUAUGCAAGACGACAGAGACGUCCGGGAUGAACGAAAGGCCCAGGGGCUAGAACCCGCGUAUUCAUUCAUGAUUCGAUGCCGACUUCCCGGUGGAGUUGCAACACCGAGACAAUGGGUUCAGAUGGACGACAUCAGCACGAGUCUAGGGAAUGAAACCAUGAAGCUGACUACGAGACAAACUUUCCAGUUUCACGGUGUUGUCAAGGGCAAGUUGAAGCCGGCAAUGCAGGCUAUUAACCGAGCACUGAUGACCACUAUUGCUGCGUGUGGUGAUGUCAACAGAAAUGUCAUGUGCAGUUCGCUUCCUACCGAAUCUCGUUAUCAUAAGCAAGUACACGCGUGCUCUCAGAAGAUUAGCGACCACCUUCUCCCUUCCACCACUGCCUAUCACGAGAUUUGGCUCUCAGAUGACAAUGAUGAAAAGACGCAAAUCGCUGGCGAGGCGGUUCAGGACUUUGAACCACUCUAUGGCCCAACCUACCUUCCCCGGAAGUUCAAGAUUACCAUUGCCAUACCUCCUCAUAACGAUACUGAUGUAUAUGCACAUGAUAUCGGGUUGAUUGCUAUCAAGGGAGCUGAUGGAAACCUUGAGGGAUUCAACGUUCUGGCGGGUGGCGGCAUGGGAUCGACGCACAAUAACAAAAAGACAUAUCCUCAAACUGGACGCAUGAUGGGAUUCUGCUCUGCGGACGAAGUUCACGUUGCAUGUGAAAAAAUAAUGCUGGUUCAAAGAGACCAUGGCGAUCGCAAAAACCGCAAGCACGCUCGACUUAAGUAUACAAUUGAUGACAUGGGUGUUAAUGCUUUCCGUGGCAAAGUCGAGGAACUUUGGGGCAAGACUUUUGGCAAGGAGCGGAAGUUCGAGUUUACAAGCAACAUUGAUACCUUUGGCUGGCAAAGGGAUGAGACUGGCCUGAAUCACUUCACAUUCUUUAUCGAAAAUGGCCGAAUCGAAGAUACACCCGACUUCCAAAUGAAGACAGGCCUGCGUGAGAUUGCCAAGGUCCACAAGGGAGAGUUCCGUCUUACCGGAAACCAGCACCUCAUUCUCAGUAAUGUCAAGGACGAGGACUUGCCUGCAUUGAAGUCACUGAUGAAGAAAUUCAAGCUGGACAACGUCCAAUUCUCUGGGCUGCGUCUUAGUUCGUCAGCUUGCGUUGCCUUCCCUACAUGUGGACUUGCAAUGGCGGAGUCGGAGCGAUACCUGCCGAUCCUCAUAUCCAAACUGGAAUCAUGCUUGGAGGAGAGUGGAUUGCGACAAGACUCCAUCGUCAUGCGCAUGACAGGCUGCCCCAAUGGUUGCGCCCGGCCCUGGUUGGCUGAAGUAGCGUUUGUUGGCAAGGCUCUUGGCGCAUACAAUAUGUACCUCGGUGGCGGCUACCAUGGGCAACGCCUGAAUAAGCUUUACCGCUCCAGCAUCAAAGAGGAGGAAAUUCUUUCCAUUAUGAAACCACUGCUGAAGCGAUAUGCUUCUGAGCGAGAGGAGAGUGAAAAGUUUGGUGAUUUCUGUAUUCGUGCCGGCAUCAUCAAAGCUACAACAGACGGACAGAAUUUCCACGACAAUGUUGCCGAGGAAGAAUCAGACGAGGAAUGA
Messenger RNA from Metarhizium album ARSEF 1941, 4632 nucleotides. Its product is annotated as sulfite reductase beta subunit. Gene Ontology annotation, molecular function: heme binding; FMN binding; sulfite reductase (ferredoxin) activity. Gene Ontology annotation, cellular component: sulfite reductase complex (NADPH). The record is from RefSeq and is a predicted model, not a curated record. NCBI's taxonomy places the organism in Eukaryota, Fungi, Ascomycota, Sordariomycetes, Hypocreales, Clavicipitaceae. Gene Ontology annotation, biological process: sulfate assimilation. The transcript is spliced from 4 exons. The coding region runs from base 1 to 4632 and encodes 1543 amino acids.